AUUCUGAGAGAGAGAGAGAGAGAGAGAGAGAAAGAGAGAGAGAGAGCGAGAAGAGGAGAAACACUGGCAGAGCAGACGCUGUUCGUACACCGUGGCUCUCUUCCUCUAAGAUGCUAUUCUCCCAUCUUGCUCUGUGUUCUUCCUAAUACUUCUUUGGGUCUCUCUGUUACAUCGAAGAUUUUUGAAUUUGAGAUUGAGAGACGCUGUCCUUAAUGUUUUAGGGUUCGCUUGGAAAAGGUGAUGAUGUCCAAAGCCGCGGUUAGAAAAAAGACUGUAGAGAAUUCAGGUGAUGUGAAGUUGUUAAACGAGAUAGAAAACAUAAGCAAAGCCCUAUACUUGGAGAAAAACCCUUCCAGGGCUUCAAUUUCUGCGCCUGGUAAUCGAUCAAAACCAACUAGAAAAUCCCAGUUACUUGAUCCUAAAUCCAAGAUAAAGCGUGGAAAUGAAGAUUCAUCACAAAAGGAUAAAAAGUCCUUUUGGAAUUGGAAACCAUUAAAAGCCCUUUCAAAUGUUAGGAACCGUAAGUUCAAUUGUUGCUUCUCUCUCCUAGUCCACUCCAUUGAAGGGUUUCCCUUAAGUUUUGAAAAUAUUAGCGUUUGUGUCCACUGGAAGAGACGGGACGGGGAGCUGGUUACACGUCCUGUGAAGGUAUUUGAGGGUAUAGCUGAGUUUGAGGAGAAGUUGACACUUACAUGCUUGGUCUAUGGGAGUAGGAGUGGACCUCACCACUCAGCAAAGUAUGAGGCGAAACAUUUCUUGCUUUAUGCAUCUGUGAUUGGCGUCCCGGAACUUGAUUUGGGGAAGCAUAGGGUUGAUCUCACAAGGCUGCUUCCUCUCACAUUGGAGGAAUUGGAGGAGGAAAAGAGCUCGGGAAAGUGGACUACAAGUUUUAAGCUGUCAGGUGAAGCAAAGGGUGCCAUGAUGAAUGUUAGUUUUGGGUAUACUGUGGUUGGGGAUGGUCAAAUUCCACUUGGAAAUAACCAGAAUUUUCCAGACUCCAUUAAUUUGAACCAGAAUAAUGCAAGAGCAGUGAAACCCAUUCCUAAAUUUGGUCAAGGUGAUGGGAAGAGCACAAUUCGUCACGCCGGAAGUCUUCCUGGUGCUUUGAAACACCAGCGACAUGCCUCAUCUGGAUCUGUAAAAGAUAUAAAAGAGCUUCACGAGGUCUUGCCAACAUCAAAGUCGGAACUUGCCUGUCAGGUACUUAUGCUGUACCAGAAAGUCAAUGAAGAAAAGUUGGAUUCUUCAUUUAAUUAUAAGCCCGAGCUUGAUGUGUUCACGGAAAGUCUUGACCCCAUGAAGUCAAAGUUAUGCAUCGAGCCUAAAUCCAGCCAAGACAAUGCUGAAAAGGAGUGUGAAGAUGGUGAACCUUCUGUGAUUGAGCAGGGAGUGGAAUUGUCUAAAGGGGAAGGGGCGAAACCAGUGGAAGUUGCUGUUAAGGCUGAUAAUGUUUCUUUACUAGAAGACAAAAUUGAUGAUAGUUUUCAUUCAAGUUCUGAAGAGGGUGGUAGGCUUCAUCCCCAUGAUGCAGGAAAUGACAGCAUCAAAGAUGAGCUCAUGGUGCAUGAUUGCAGUUUUAAGGAGGAUGAGAUAUGCUCAAAAGAGUCUGUGAUGAAAGAAUUAGAAUCUGCCUUGAGUAAUGUGGCAAAUUUGGAAAUUGAAGCAUUUGAGUCUCCUGAAGAAAAAGAAAAUUACAUGGAAAUCAAGAAAGAUUAUGAAUCAAAUACGGAUGGGCCAUCACUUAGUUUAGAUGAUGUUACUGAGUCUGUGGCAAAUGAAUUUCUUGAUAUGCUGGGGAUUGAGCUUGGUCCAUUAGGCUUAAGUUCAGAGAGUGAACCUGAGUCUCCAAGGGAACGCUUACUAAGACAGUUUGAGAAGGAUGCUCUAGCUGGAGGUUAUUCCAUGUUUGAUUUUGGUUUUGACAUUGAGGACCAAACAGAAUGUGAGCUCAACACAUCAAUUGUGUCUGAUUGGGGAAAUUUGUCUGAGAAUUUUGAUCUGUCAUCAGUUAUCCAGGAUCCUGAGGAGCAGCAGAUGGGAUCUCAGGCAGAGAGUGGCAAGACAAGGGCAAAAAUGUUGGAAGACUUGGAGACAGAAGCUUUAAUGCAUGAAUGGGGCUUGAAUGAUGAGGCUUUUCAGUAUUCUCCAUCUAAGAACUCUGGUGGCUUCGGGAGUCCCAUUGAUAUGCCCCCUGAAGAGCCAUUUGAAUUGCCACCUCUUGGAGAAGGAUUGGGUUCAUUUAUGCAGACAAAUAAUGGUGGAUUUCUGCGAUCUAUGAAUCCGUCACUUUUCAGAAAUGCCAAAAGCGGUGGGAGCUUGAUCAUGCAAGUUUCUAGUCCUGUUGUGGUACCUGCAGAAAUGGGUUCUGGUGUAAUGGAUGUACUGCAGCAAUUGGCUGCUGUUGGGAUUGAAAAGCUCUCGAUGCAAGCAAAUAAGUUAAUGCCUUUGGAAGAUAUCACUGGAAAAACAAUGCAACAAGUAGCAUGGGAAGCUGCAGCUUGUCUAGAGGGACCUGAGAGACUAAAUUCAUUGCAGCAUGAACUGAAGAAAGAGGAACCUGGUGAGCCCAAGAAUGUGAAGGGGAGAUCAUCUACACUUAGAUCUAACAGGCUGAAGUCGAGCAAAGUAGGGAAUGAGAUGGGCACAGAAUAUGUGUCUCUAGAAGAUCUUGCUCCCUUGGCUAUGGAUAAGAUUGAGGCACUUGCGUUUGAGGGAUUAAGAGUACAAUCAGGCUUGUCAGACGAGGAUGGACCCUCAAGUAUCAGUGCACAGUCUAUUGGUGAGAUUUCAGGCUUCCAAGGAAAGGGCAUCAAUUUCAGUGGAUCCCUUGGUUUGGAGGGAGCUGCUGGUUUACAAUUGUUGGACAUUAAGGACAGUGGUGAUGAUAUUGAUGGAUUAAUGGGUCUAUCACUGACUCUUGAUGAAUGGAUGCGGCUGGACUCUGGUGAUGUUGGUGAUGAAGCUCAAAUAAGCGAGCGGACUUCCAAGGUACUUGCUGCCCAUCAUGCCAGCUCCUUGGACAUGAUUCGUGGAGGUUCUAAAGGAGAAAGAAGGCAUAGCAAAGGAUCAGGUAGAAAGUGUGGUUUACUGGGGAAUAACUUCACUGUUGCUUUGAUGGUGCAGCUUCGUGAUCCUUUAAGAAACUAUGAGCCAGUUGGCACACCAAUGCUUGCUCUCAUUCAAGUAGAGAGAGUGUUUGUUCCACCAAAACCAAAAAUAUAUUGUAAGGUUUCAGAAGUAAGAAAUGACAAUGAGGACGAUGAUGAUGAUGAGUCAGAGAUAGUGAUGAAGGCAAAGUUGGGGGAGAAAACAUCUGAAGAGGAAGAAAUUCCACAGUUCUGCAUCAAUGAAGUACAUGUUGCUGGUCUCAAGACUGAGCCCGGCAAGAAGAAGCUUUGGGGUACCACAGCUCAGCAACAAUCCGGUUCUCGUUGGCUGCUUGCUAAUGGAAUGGGGAAGAGCAAUAAUCAAACAUUUAUGAAGUCAAAGACCAUUUCUAACAAACCUGCAACUCUUUCGACAACAAAUGCGAAGCGUGGCGAUAAGAUAUGGAGCAUCUCGUCUCGUUUAUUUGGUACUGGUGCGAAGUAGGAAUUGAUGGCAUUUGAUCCACAUAAACUGAAUCCAAAUGUAAUCCCUAAUGAAAUUGACCUUGCAUUCGGGUAUGUUUGAAGCGACUUUCUCAACCAUGUUACUGGAAAAUGGUAGGAAUCUCAUUCUUCUUUUUCACAGAACUCGGGAAAAUUAUUUAGAAUGCGAACCAACUGGUUAUGGGGUUGCAAAGCGCGUUGCGGAGCGAAUGCGGGCAGCACGCAGGAUGAUUCUUGAGUCCCUAUGAUGUUUAUAAAUUGUGGUGGAGUUCUUGUAUAUGGACUUCUGAAACAUCCCGCUUAUCUUUGUUGGUGUUAUACCAAGUAAAUUAAAUUGAAGAGACUUGCGAUGAUUUUAUUCCCA
Messenger RNA from Manihot esculenta (cassava), 3954 nucleotides. RefSeq names its product protein PLASTID MOVEMENT IMPAIRED 1-RELATED 1. The transcript has 3 exons. NCBI's taxonomy places the organism in Eukaryota, Viridiplantae, Streptophyta, Magnoliopsida, Malpighiales, Euphorbiaceae. The record is from RefSeq and is a predicted model, not a curated record. The coding region runs from base 241 to 3591 and encodes 1116 amino acids.